UUUUAGGACGGGAAAGACACAAGAUACAGAAUAUAAAGCAUGAAGUUUGUAGUUAUGGCAAUUUGAUAUUAUCGGCAGCCUCACCUAGUAAACCUACGUCAACAUAGCCUGUCCCCUGUGACCCUCAAAACUACGUCACAGGUCGACCAAUAUCAUUUCCCCAACCAACCACUUCAAUGCAUCCCAAUCCAUCCCAAAUCAACUCCUUGGAUAUUGCCGUCCUCUCAAACACUCCUCCAGCACCACUCCCGCACCACCACCAUAACCAACCCUCCAAUUCGGCACUCACCAUGACAGCCUCCCAACAAACCACCUACCUCAACGCCAUCCACGGCACUUCCACCAUCCUCACCCCCACCACCAACGCCAACCAACCCGGCACCAGCGCCAACACCAUGGGUUCCACCACCGCCUCGGGCCACGGCCCCCACCCUUCCGACCACCCCCCCAACGCCCAUCCCAUCCUGCCCACCCGCCGCGUCGGACCACCGCAGGCCGAGCUCGAGGGGGAGCAGAUGGCGGAUCCGGGGGAAGGGAGGGUGAUGGAUGCGCAGCUGCAGAAGAAGGGCGGUGGAUGGGGAGAGGAGGAUUCGUUGACGGAGGGGCUGGAGAGGAAGAAGAGGGAGCAGGAGGGGGAGAGGGGGAGGUGCGAGGAGGAGAGGAGGAGGGGGGGGAUGUAG
Pseudogymnoascus destructans is the source of this 680-nucleotide messenger RNA. RefSeq lists its product as uncharacterized. NCBI's taxonomy places the organism in Eukaryota, Fungi, Ascomycota, Leotiomycetes, Thelebolales, Thelebolaceae. The transcript has a single exon. Bases 177 to 680 code for a protein of 167 amino acids. The record is from RefSeq and is a predicted model, not a curated record.